CAAAAAAACGAAAGUGCAUGGUUAUCAAAUCACAGAGCAAUAUGGCUACUGCGUCAGAUCCUGCUCCUGUGAAGCAAUGGGAGACAUUGUUAGAAUGUUCCAUUUGCACUGAGACCUUAACUCAACCACGAACAUUGUCAUGCUUCCAUUCGUUUUGCAAACACUGUUUGGAUAAUUUUGUUGCCACUCACCGCAAAGAACUAGCAGUCAAAGCAAAAGCUAAAGUGCCAGAAAUCUUUGAAUGUCCGGCAUGCCGAACCGAGUUUCACGUCAAAGAAGGAGAAAGCAUUGAGGAAAUGCCAUCAAACCACUUCAUCAACAACAUGCUAGAAUUACUCACACUAAAACAACAAUCCCAACGUAUUAAAUGCCAGUCAUGUAAAGCCCAAGAGCCCGCCACCAGUAGAUGUAUAUCGUGUGAGAAAUAUCUGUGUGAAAAAUGUCUCACGGAUCACAACAAUUUUGCAGCACUCUCUGAUCAUGUCGUGUUGACACUGGAAGAAUUAGCAAAGCCAGAAAACCGAGCGAAGGCAAAAGGCAAACCUCGUUGUGAGAAACACGACAAAGUUCUUAAGUUCUACUGCGAAACAUGCAAAGUCCUUGUUUGUCGAUACUGCGUGGAUGUCAGUCACCCACGACCUGAACAUUUGUUUUUCCCUUUGGCAGAUGUUGUUGUACAGCACAAGGAAGCGUUGAAGACUUCGUCUGCCAUCUUCGAGCAACAAAUGAACGAAGCCGUUCAAAGCAAUCUGAAGAUAGAACACGCUAUGGAGGCCCUGAAGAAUAACAAAGCAAAAUCCAAAGACGCCAUUAUGCAUCAACAACAGGAAAUCCUAAAUGCUUUAACCAAAUUACUAGAGAAGGAAGCAGCAGCUCUGUUUAAUGUAGUCGACAACAAGUACAACCAAGCUAUCAAGCCCCUGAUGAAACAACAAGCCGACGUGAAAGAUUAUUUGGAAAAGGCAAAAAGCUCGCUGGAUUUUGCCAAAAAUAUUAUUUCCAAUGGGAGCGUCGACGAAAUUAUUUCUCUCAAACACGAGGUUGAAGAAAAAGCUGGUAGUAUUAAGAAAGAACGACCAGAAUUAAUGGGGCCAGUUCACAACGGCACCAUUGAAUAUCAAGCAAAACCAAGCAAAAAUACCAUCGAGAAUAUAAAGUUGAAUGACUUGGGGAAAAUUGGUACGUAUACGUACAGAUAUCUUUAUAAUUUUAAUUGCUAUAUAGCCACUAGUCUCAUUUAAGAAUCAGUAUAUUUUAAACCCUUCAUCAGUGCUACCUAUAAUUUG
Molecule: messenger RNA, 1286 nt
Organism: Paramuricea clavata
Lineage: Eukaryota; Metazoa; Cnidaria; Anthozoa; Malacalcyonacea; Plexauridae
Source: the annotation of a GenBank genome assembly